AUGGAACAGGACCAGGAGGAUCAGCCCUCCUUGACCAUCGCCUCCAGCACCAUCACCACCGCGCCUCGGCCUGCGUCCACCCUCAAGCGCAUGGUCACCUCCGUCUCGUUCGACCCGCUGCCCACCUCCAGGGAGAAGGGCGAGAACAAGCACCUCCUCUCUGUCACGCCCGCGCGACGACGACGCGAGGUCUCGUUCGACAUCAGCUACAGCGCCCAGAUGGUGUCUCGGUCGCGUAGCGACUCGCGAGCCGUCACCUGCACUGUCGACGUCGACGUCGACGAGGCCACGACCACCAUCGCCACCACCACGGUUGCGGCCGGCGAUGAAGAGGAGGACCUGACCAAGCGGCCGACAUGGGUGCCGGACAGGGAGGCGCCCAGCUGCCACCAGUGCGCCAAGGGCUUCACCUUCAUCCGGCGACGGCACCACUGCCGCGCGUGCGGCGGCGUGUUCUGCGGCGCGUGUUCGUCCAAUCGCAUCACCAUCCCGCGCCUCGACUACACGUCGACCGAAGUGCGCGUGUGCGACCACUGCUGGGUGCGCGAGGCCGAGCUCCGCUACCGCAAGCCGUCGGUCUCCCUCUUCGCGUCGGCGUCGCUGGUGCCGGCGUCGGGCGUGCGUCGACGGCCGCGUCGCCAGUCGCUGAGCAAGUCGAGCGAGGUGGCGAUCAACAAGAACCUGCUCAAGCGGAGCCUGCGCAACAUGGAGAUGGCCGCAGAGGCGGCCGUGGCGAAGGUGCAGGCCGAGCAGCAGCAGCAAAGAGAGAAGAAGAACGAAGACGUCGUCGACGCGGGGCACGAACGAAAGGAGAAUCAGUGA
Acanthamoeba castellanii str. Neff is the source of this 822-nucleotide messenger RNA. Its product is annotated as FYVE zinc finger domain containing protein. The transcript has a single exon. The record is from RefSeq and is a predicted model, not a curated record. Lineage: Eukaryota; Discosea; Longamoebia; Acanthamoebidae. The coding region runs from base 1 to 822 and encodes 273 amino acids. Gene Ontology annotation, molecular function: metal ion binding.